Molecule: messenger RNA, 945 nt
Organism: Symbiodinium pilosum
Lineage: Eukaryota; Dinophyceae; Suessiales; Symbiodiniaceae
Source: the annotation of a GenBank genome assembly
AUGCCCGCAGAAGAGCGUCGAUCAACUCUAAACCUUUGCGGACCACAAGCCACAGCCUUCAUGGACCGCUGCGAGUUCAUCAGCCUUGGCUGCUACUGUGCACCGUCUUAUGCACUUCAACUCUUGGGUCUACGCAAGAAUUCAUACCCGUUUGACUGGACGCGAAGCUCUUUGGAGGGCAUCAUGCACUGCAUUGAUAUGAAGUUCGAGGAUUUCUUGACCUAUUCAACUUACCAAGUGGUGGAUCAGCAUGUGGUUUUCGGAGGAACCCGAUGGGGUGGAAGUUUCUGGCACCACAACUUAGAAGCGCCAAUGACCAUUGAAGACAUGACUCGAAGGGUACGGCGAUUCCUGGGGCUGGGCGAUGUGCCCGGCAAGGUCCCGCGAGUGUUUGUGCGGAUUGUCAACUCUACCAGAGAACUCCGGCAAGUCGUGCGGCUGCGACAGACGCUGAAGGAUGCGUUCCCUGAAGCACAGGAGAUCUACUUGCUCCUCCUUGUGGAGUUGCAGGGGGAGCGCGGUCCGAUCGUGGUGAACGCGCCGGAAGGCGAGGGCGUGAUGAUCUUCAGCUUUACAGAGGAGGAGUUCCGCCAAGUACCCGCGCCAGGGCGCCAUCCCCUGGCCCUUUCAGGGGCACGCUGCUGCGAGGCUGUCGCUGCCGCAGUGAAGUUUUGGUCUCGGGAUGGAAUAGACGGAUUGAACCUGAAAACCUAUGAAUCCUUCGCGCAGCUGUCAUCCAACAUUUACCAGUUCGACGGGGGAGAUCCAGCAAGGGAGUUGUUCGUGCCUCGUCGCUUCUGGGGGCAGCAGAUGAACAUCUUCGGAACAGAGUCCGUAGCUCUGGCCAAGUUGCUCUCCACGGUGCAACAGCAAGCCUUUAUGCUGCCAGCUGGUGUGGACGUGACGAAGCCCUUUCCAGUCCAGUGCUUUGGACGCUACCUCCAG